Messenger RNA from Impatiens glandulifera, 1416 nucleotides. RefSeq names its product UDP-glycosyltransferase 708C1-like. The transcript has a single exon. Lineage: Eukaryota; Viridiplantae; Streptophyta; Magnoliopsida; Ericales; Balsaminaceae. Bases 1 to 1416 code for a protein of 471 amino acids. Gene Ontology annotation, molecular function: UDP-glycosyltransferase activity. The record is from RefSeq and is a predicted model, not a curated record.
AUGUCGAAUUCGACAAGCCAAGACCACCACAUAUCAUCGGAGUCUCCCCAUAUCGUGUUAUUCCCAAGCCCGGGAAUGGGACAUCUUACUCCGUUUCUUCGCCUAGCUGUUAUAUUUGCUUCUCAAGGUUGUUUAGUCACUCUUAUCAAGCCACAACCUUCACUAGUUUCAGAUGAAGAAUCUAAACAGAUUUCCAAUUUCUUGAAUUCUCAUUACAAUAUCAACUCCCUUGAAUUCCAUCCCACCAUUCUAAAUUCCGAAAACUCCAUUUCCAAUCUUCAUUAUUCCUUUAUAAACCAAGUCAAAGCCUUGAACAGCUUAAUUCUCUGCCAACUUCCAUCUUUUCUACUCUCCUUACCUAAACCAGCCACCGCCCUUUUCGCUGAUUUCGCAGUUGCAGCCAGCCUGGAAACAGUUUCCUCCGAUAUCUCGAUUCCAUGCUUCCUCGUCUGCACAACUUCAGCUCGAUGUUACUCAACCGUCGCUUAUCUUCCUGAGUUGAUAUCGAAAAUAUCGAAAAACCCAUCUGAAUUUGAAAUUCCUGGGAUAUCCCCUGUUCCAAGAUCUAUUAUUCCUCCUUCAUGGCUAGAUAUUUCUUAUUCAAACGAACUGUUAACGACUUACCUGAUUCCUAACGCGCUAUCCCUUUCGAAAGUAUCAGGAAUCUUGCUGAAUUCUUUCACUUCUUUCGAGAAAGAAACCAUCACUUCCCUAAUGGAAGGAAAAGUUUUGACAAGUCUUCCUCCAAUGUAUCCAAUUGGUCCCUUACAUCCUUAUGAGCUAGAUCAAAUUCAAGAACAUGAUUACUUUUCAUGGCUGGGUGAUAAACCAGCUGAAUCUGUAGUUUAUGUCAAUUUUGGGAGCAGGACUGUUUUAUCAGAUGAACAAACAAUAGAGCUAGAACAAGCACUGAAGAGAAGCGGGUUCCCUUUCAUCUGGGUAUUUCCCAAAUCAUCUUUUGACGAUAGUUUCGUCGAAAGGAAGGAUGUCGAAGGUUUUGUUUUAAAGGGAUGGGCUAACCAGCCUGGAAUUCUGUCACAUCCAAGUGUAGGUGGAUUCAUAAACCAAUGUGAGUGGAAUUCAGUUACGGAAGCUUCUAAGGAAGGAUUGCCUAUAUUGGCAUGGCCACAACAUGGUGACCAUAAGAUGAAUGCAGAGGUGGUUAAGAAUUCUGGGCUUGGAAUAUGGGUUGAGGAUUGGGGUUGGGGAGGGGAGAAACUGGUGAAAAGGAAUGAAAUUGAAGCUCGAGUUAGAGAAUUGAUGGGAGAUAAAAGUUUGAGGGCCAAGGCUAAGAAAGUUGCUAAAGAGGCUAAAGAAGCUUGGGAAGGUAAUGGAAGUUCUAAGCAGGCAUUAUACGGAGUUCUUGAGUUGUUAAUACAGCAGCAGCAGCAGAAGAAGAAUCAUCAUCUUAAGUAA